UUCUAGAAGCCAAUCCGCAAUAUCUCUAUGGAAAUGGAGCAGUUCCUGUUUCAGUUCCAGCUGCAGCUGCAGCUCCAUCGAAUUAUGGAUCCUACGAGCACAUGGAUUUAGAGGGUCAGUCGAAAAGUUUGACGUUUGACAAUCAGAGCAUACGCCGUGGAUUCAUCCGAAAAGUGUAUCUGAUACUCAUGGCCCAAUUGCUGGUUACCUUUGCUGUUGUAGCCAUGUUUGCUUUCUGCCCAGAGGCGAAGAUCUUUGCCAGUCGGAAUCCUUGGCUGUUUUGGCUGGCUGUGGCCAUAAUGCUGUUGACCAUGUUGAGCAUGUUGUGCUGUGAAAAUGUGAGACGAGAGACGCCAACCAAUUUCAUAUUCCUGGGUCUCUUUACAGUCGCGGAAUCCUUUUUGCUGGGCAUCUCUGCCAGUCGCUAUCAUGGCCAAGAGGUGCUUCUGGCCAUUGGCAUUACGGCUGCCAUUUGUUUGGCCCUGACGCUGUUUGCUCUGCAGACCAAGUAUGAUUUUACCACAAUGGGCGGCAUUCUCAUUGCCUGUUUGAUGGCACUCUUCAUCUUUGGUCUUAUGGCCAUCUUUGUUGGUGGCAAUAUGUUGGCUUUAAUCUAUGCCUCUCUGGGCGCAGUGCUUUUCUCUAUCUACCUGAUUUACGAUACUCAAUUGAUGAUGGGCGGCAAUCACAAAUAUGCCAUAAGUCCGGAGGAAUAUAUUUUCGCCACUCUCAAUCUCUAUUUGGACAUUAUUAAUAUCUUUAUGGAUUUGCUGACUAUUUUCGGACUCACUGGGGAGUAAACUUUACUUUUAAGCUUAAUCACUUUACACUCGUAAAUUUAAUUUCUUUGGCAAAUAGGCUUAUUGUGUUAUUGACGCGUUUAAUUAGUCGCAUUUAGUGAUUUACUGAUUUACACAUAAAUGCAUAAAUCACACAAUUCACAAUCAAAUAUGUCAAUUAUGUUAUUAGUUUGCCGGCAAUAAAAAUGUCAAAGUAAUUACA
This is a messenger RNA of Drosophila innubila, 1002 nucleotides long. RefSeq names its product protein lifeguard 1-like. The transcript has a single exon. The record is from RefSeq and is a predicted model, not a curated record. Gene Ontology annotation, cellular component: membrane. NCBI's taxonomy places the organism in Eukaryota, Metazoa, Arthropoda, Insecta, Diptera, Drosophilidae. The coding region runs from base 102 to 800 and encodes 232 amino acids.